This is a messenger RNA of Saxophila tyrrhenica, 1326 nucleotides long. RefSeq lists its product as uncharacterized. Gene Ontology annotation, cellular component: mitochondrion. The transcript has 2 exons. The coding region runs from base 1 to 1326 and encodes 441 amino acids. Gene Ontology annotation, biological process: L-leucine biosynthetic process; L-valine biosynthetic process. NCBI's taxonomy places the organism in Eukaryota, Fungi, Ascomycota, Dothideomycetes, Mycosphaerellales, Extremaceae. The record is from RefSeq and is a predicted model, not a curated record. Gene Ontology annotation, molecular function: branched-chain-amino-acid:2-oxoglutarate transaminase activity.
AUGGCACCAGCUGCAGUUUCAGCCGAGUCCUCCGGCACGACGACUCCAACGACAAAGUCCGCUUCCGCCCUCACUCAAGCCGGCAUCAAACACAUGCGCGCCGGCAGCAGCACACAAGCACCCCUAGACGCCUCCCUCAUGACCACGGAGUUGACAAAAUCACCUCGCGCCGUACCCGAGCCUGAGAGCCCUGAGGUCCUCGCGCAGAAAACCUGCACCGACCACAUGGUCACCGCAAAAUGGACCGUCGAAUCUGGCUGGGAAGCCCCCGAACUCAAACCCUACGGCGCCUUCUCCAUCAUGCCCACCGCCAGCGUCCUCCACUACGCCACCGAAUGCUUCGAAGGCCUCAAACUCUACCGCGGCAACGACCGCAAACUCCGCCUCUUCCGCGUGUCCCGCAACUGCGAGCGCAUGCGCAAGUCCGCCGCACGGAUCGCACUUCCCGACUUCGACCCCAGGGAGCUGGAGAAGCUGAUCAAAGCCCUCUGUGCGCGGGACGGGGCGAAAUGGUUGCCCAAGGACCGCCCAGGGUUUCUUUACCUGAGGCCGACGAUGAUUGCGACGGAUGCGGCGUUGGGGGUGCAGAGGCCGAAGGAGGCGCUGCUUUAUAUUAUCCUGGCGUGUUUUCCGGAUAUGAGUAAGAGUCUUGGUGCGCCUGCGCCGCCGGCGUUGAAUGGUACGGUGAAUGGGGAUGGGCAUGCGAAGCCGGCUUCGAGUGGGUUGAAGCUGUUGGCGUCGAAUGAGGACAGUGUUCGUGCGUGGCCGGGUGGGUUUGGGUUUGCGAAGGUUGGGGCGAAUUACGGUCCUUCGCUUGUGGCGCAGGGGGAGGCGAGGGCGAGAGGGUUUGAUCAGGUGCUGUGGUUGUUUGGGUCGGAGUGUUACGUUACCGAAGCCGGCGCGAGCAACUUCUUCGUGGUCUGGCGGAACAAGGAGACUGGACGACUGGAGCUGGUGACUGCGCCGCUGGAAGAGCGUAUCAUCCUUGAAGGCGUGACGCGGGCGUCCGUUCUCCAGCUCGCGAAGCAGCGACUGGCCAAGUCAAUCGAAGGAAUCGAAGCCGUGGAUGUGGUCGAGAAGCGCUUCGUGAUGGAUGAUAUCAUCUCCGCGUACAAGGACGGCAGACUGGUGGAAGCAUUCGCGGCUGGGACGGCUUUCUUCAUUGCGCCGGUUGGCCACAUCCAUUUCCGCGGCAAGGAGAUCCAGGUGCCAACCGAGGAGGGAGAGUCGGGUGUCUACACGCGGGUCAUCAAGCAGUGGUUGAUGGACAUAAUGUACGGCCCUGAGGAGCAUGAGUGGGGCGUCGUUGUGGACGAGGUGGCGUGA